UUGCAAUCGGUGGAUAGGCUAGCUAUAUGACGACAACGACGGACACUCCCGUGCCGUCAAAGGCGACUGCAUCUUCGUCUUCUCCGACAGUCAAGACUGUGAAAGCGUACACUCCUCAGCUAGCGCACUUGACGGGCUGUCCGCUUCGGGAGUCGAUGAUCCACUUUCUAGGCAACUUGCGGUCACUCGACUCAUGGAAAAAGGAAGAGGAGGAGCUGGCGCCGCAGCUGGCCCACCUCGACCUGACCAACUCGCCGUUCGUGAAGAGCCCCAUGAGUCGGUCCAGUGACAUCCCUCGGCUGCUCGAGUUCAUGGCCGAGUCGGCCGUGCAAAUGAACUUUCUCAUCCGGCUGCCAUCCAUCGAGCGGUGCCUUGCGGAAUGGUAACCAUGACGACGGAGAUGCUCGCUCUCUCAACUACAUUCGAUCCUUUCGUUGUCGCAGGUGGCAGGUCAUCGCCCCCGGCACCGCCACCCUCGUAACCCCUCCCAUGCUCACGACGUUGUACACGGGGCUGGCGUCGGUGAUGUUGGAGGCGCGGACUCCCAACUUGCAACAAAGUGGGGUGAAGAUCCUCAUGCGGUGCAAAUGGUGUAAAUGGGACAAAUGGGUGGCGACGGCCGACCCGCCGCUCACCGAGACGGACGUGCAUCAGCUCGUGUUCCAGCUCGGGUACAUGUGCGUGCAGUCGGACCUGCUCCACGACUACACGGCGUUCUUCCGCACGACGCUGCACAAGCUGACAGUGUACUUGGACAAGCACGGCGGCGCGUCGAAAGCGAGCAUCUCGGAACGAAGAACCAGCCGCCUCCAGCGCUUGGAGUCCCGGCGACGGCAGUCCAAUUCGAUUGUGCUCCAUCCUGUGGGUAAUGGCGGAUCGAGCUCGUCAUUAUUGUCGUCGGCAUCGGAUCAUCCAUCGGCCAACAGCCGUGGAAGUGGCGACAACGACAGCAGUCCCCUCAGUCGAAUGUCCAGUGGCCUCGUGGUGCCGAAAAUGAUCCCCAUGACCAUCACCCAGUUCCAACAUCUGCGCACCAACCACGUGUCGUCGCAGGUGCUGGUCGCCGACUUGGGGCUGCUCCUGCCUCAGUUUCAGAAUAAGUUCCACGUCGUGGAGACCAUGGCGAAUUCGAUCCAGCCCCUUGAGUACGCCCCGCCCCUGCGUAUUCAUGCUGUCCCUUGGAUGAACCCCAAGGCGAGCUAUAACCCACCCCCGGCAGACCACCAGGACCCCUCCGCCCUUGACGCGAGUCAGUUGGGUAGUGGCACGACGCUGGGUGACAUCGAACGCCUCGUAAACCACUGCACGCGAGCCAUGCACCGGUCAAGCCUGCGACUUGAUGGAAACGCACGAACGAAUCAACAACAAGGACGCAACGACGACGAGCUCUUAAGACGUAGCAUGUCCAACCCAUCGUUGCGACAGCGGCUACAGCAGCAGCAGCAGCGAGGGGGAGCCCUGACGUGAGCACUGCAGUGGUAUACUAUUUAUUGCUUUACCCCCAACGCCACGAUGGCUUGGGUUUGAGUUUACGCACGUAGAUGAAAACACGAAGGCACUACAUUCUGUUCGUUCAGAUAGCCCCCAUGUGAAAUAUACCACUCACGACGUAGCUAGCGAGGCCAGUCCUGCGAGUACUGUAAUGGUAGUAGCUGCGUCUGGA
Aphanomyces astaci is the source of this 1663-nucleotide messenger RNA. RefSeq lists its product as hypothetical. NCBI's taxonomy places the organism in Eukaryota, Oomycota, Saprolegniomycetes, Saprolegniales, Verrucalvaceae. Bases 490 to 1467 code for a protein of 325 amino acids. The transcript has 5 exons. The record is from RefSeq and is a predicted model, not a curated record.